Menidia menidia (Atlantic silverside) is the source of this 3379-nucleotide messenger RNA. NCBI's taxonomy places the organism in Eukaryota, Metazoa, Chordata, Actinopteri, Atheriniformes, Atherinopsidae. The record is from the annotation of a GenBank genome assembly.
AGCACAAGUCACGCGUUGUUUAGCUCUGAGAGAACAAAUAUGGCGGAAGAUGGGGAGUCAUUGGAGUCUUGGCUUAAUAAAGCCACCAACCUUUCUAACAGACAGGAAGACUGGGAGUAUAUAAUUGGAUUCUGUGACCAAAUCAACAAGGAGCUAGAAGGCCCACAAAUAUCGGUCAGACUGUUGGCACACAAGAUUCAGUCCCCUCAAGAAUGGGAAGCGCUCCAGGGAUUGACAGUUUUGGAAGCAUGCAUGAAGAACUGUGGCCGACGGUUUCACAGCGAAGUUGGGAAGUUUAAAUUUUUAAAUGAAUUAAUUAAGGUGGUGUCCCCCAAAUACCUUGGAGAAAGAGUGUCAGAAAAAGUGAGAAAGAAAGUGAUUGAGAUGUUGUAUGCAUGGACAGUGUCUCUACCAGAUGAAACAAAGAUUUGUGAGGCUUAUCAAAUGCUGAAGUCACAGGGUAUUGUUUUAGUUGACCCAGAAAUCUCAGCAGAUGCCACGUUAAUACCAUCACCUUCUCCCCGCCCCAAGAAUCCUGUGUUUGAUGAUGAGAGAAAGAGCAAGAGAUUAUCUGAACUUCUGAAGAGCAAAAAGCCCGAAGAUCUGCAAGAGGCAAAUCGCCUCAUCAAGAACAUGGUCAAAGAGGAUGAGGUGAGAAUGCAGAGAACUGCAAAGCAAAAAAGCACACUGGAGGCAGUCAACAAUAGUGUCAAACUCCUUAAUGAGAUGCUGGCUCACUUCAGCCCAGACAACUCCACUGAAGGCGAUAAGGAGCUCAUUAAGGAGUUGUACAUUGAUUGUGACAAGCUCAGGCAAACUGUGUUUACGCUUGCCACUGAGACAGAGGAUGAUGACAGUAGCUUGGGUGAAAUCUUACAGGCCAGUGAUGACCUAUCCCAUGUUAUUGGUUCCUAUAAGAAAAUUGUGGAAGGGCACAGCAUCAACGGAGACGCUGAAUCUGCAGAACAGAUGCAAAACCGAGUCACACAAGGCACUGAAAGCACAAACCAGUCAGAGGUUCUCAUCGAUCUGGUGGGUAUCGACUUUCAGUCCCCUUCUCAACCCAUGGAGGAACCCUCAGCAUCUUCUCUGCGUUUUCCAGCUGAACUGCUUUGUGACCUGGUAGCCCCAAGAGGCCAAUCUGAGGGUGUGAAUGCUCCCUCUACAUCACUGUCCCAGUUUGAUGAAGAGCUGCUGUCUUUAGGCCGCAACAAACCUUUUUGCCCUGUUCUCAGUGACUCAACUCAUGGAAACGCAAGUAAUUUGACAUCUUUACAGGGCUCCAGUCAAGACUUGGAUGUUUUUGGCUCCAGUAUGCCCACAGUUCCAAUCCACUCAACACAUUCCCUCAUUGUAAAUGAUCCUACCAAAACAUCUACAGCUGCCUCUACCAUAAGUUUCCCUGGCCCUGUGUUUCCCACACCUCCCCCUGCUACAAGGACGGCCAUUUUCCCACAACCUCUGAAUUCAGCACCAACCGCCAUGGCUCCAGCUCCUCUUCCUCAGUUGUUCAGCAUGACUUCACCUGAGCAUUUGGCGACCUCGCAAAAGGCUGGCACUGUACCAGGACCACUCGACUUACCUUACUCUCUCAGUCACACUUUGCAAGACCUUGCCAUGUUGGAUCUUAUGAGUAAUGAUCUUGGUGCUACCACCACGUCAUCUUCCUCACUGAUCACAGGAGUGGAGCGAGGAUUGCCUUCUCCAUCAACUACCAAGAGCCAUGCAGAUGCCGGACCUCUGUUACGCUCUCUGUCCCCGAUUCUCCUUCUGGACCAAGCCAGUCCUGGCAGGCGACAAGAGGAUUCUCUGACUCAAGUGUUUGUCCCUCUGGAGGCCAUCAAGCCAAGUAAAGUGUGCCCUGUGACAGCAUAUGACAAAAAUGGUGUUCGUCUUCUGCUACAUUUUGCCAGCAACUGUCCACCAGGCAGGCCUGACGUUCUAGUCAUUGUGGUAUCCAUGCUCAGCACAGCUCCACAGCCAGUCAGGAACAUUGUUCUGCAGGCGGCUGUGCCCAGGACAAUGAAAGUGAAGCUGCAGCCACCUUCAGGGACAGAGCUGGCUCAAUUUAAUCCAAUUCUUCCGCCUCCUGCCAUCACUCAGGUUGUGCUGCUUACCAAUCCUCUCAAGGAAAAGGUUCGGAUGAGAUACAAAUUGACUUUCAUGUUGGAAGAGCAGCCAUUCACAGAAUUGGGGGAAGUAAAUGAUUUUCCACCAACUGAUCAAUGGGGUGCUCUAUAGUUCUUUGUAAUCUAUUUGUCAGUAUACAGAAGGGUUUAAAAAAAAGCCCUCAAUGAAACAUUUGGUUGCAUCGACUUGAAUGGAAGUUGAAGAACUGAAGAAACUUGAGUUUUACCAGUGAAAUGGAAAAUAGAUAGUGAAUGCCAGUUUUAGUCAUAUCAGAACCUUUUUUAAUAAACAACCAGUCUUGCAUAAAGCAAAAAUGCAUAUUUAAUUGUGACAUAGUGGACAUAUGAACACAAACCACAAACGGAUAUUUUCAUACGUGGGUGGACAGCGAUUUGAAGCAAAGAAAAGCGUCUCCAAGACUCAGAAAAAAGCACUCAUGCACUGGCAUGAGAUGGUUCACAAGAGUUGGUCCUAAUUUGGUUGUCGUCUUCCAGACUGGCUCAUGAUAAGAACUAAAUGUGGGUUUCAUAGAAAAUCAUACUUUAUGUUUUUAGGGUCUCAGAAUUGUCCUGAAUGCUUAUUUUAAUUUUUAUGAUCUUUUAGUAUGCUGCAUUCAAAUUCUGUCUUCCUUUGGCUUACUUGUGAUGGAUUUUACGUUUUACAAGGAUUAUAUUUCACGUAAGUAAAUAACAUCACUCCAUAGGAUUUACUUUAAGCAAAUCCGCCUGGAUUAAAGAACAUCCACCUGCAGCAAAUGUUAUCAUCGGUUCCUUGGAAGACAUUAAUAAAGGUCAACAAUCAGCUUUGUACCUGUGUUUUAUAAAGCUGUGAUCAACUAACAGACAAAAGGUUAUGUUUUGAUCUUUUCGUUUUUAAAUUGGUAUUGCAUACAUACAGAACCAUACAUGUCCUGCUCCUGAUGUGACCUGUCAAACCUGAGAUUCAGUAAUGUUUUUUUUUCAAGUGAAAUGUUUUUGUUUAGUUUUUUUCAAGUGUUGCUGAUUCAUGUUUUCAAACUUGAAAGUAAAUUCUGUAUUUAAACCUUGAAAAAAAUACAAUCUAUUGGUGGUUCAAAGUGCUGGUUGAAAGUUGAAGAACUACAUGCUUGGGUUUUUCUGGAGCUCUUGUUAGUGUUACAAGUCAGGUAUUUGUUUUUCGUAAGAAUGUAUUUAAAAUUGUUAAAUUAACUUGUCAUUGUAUUUAAAAGAACAAUUAUUUGCAUGGAAAAAUAAUAAAAUGAAAUCAUUUG